AUGAGAUUCCAUUUGCUUCUCUUUAUUGUCCUUCUUUUUUCGAUUCUCUCAUCCCCAGUAAGAAGUGGUUUGGGUCCUGCUGAAGGUCAUUGUCUCAAUUUGGGUGGGGUUUGCAGAAGAGAUAUCUGCAAAGUAAUAGAAGAUGCAGUCGGUGCCUGCCGAAGAAGGAUGAAGUGCUGUAGAGCAUGGUGGAUUGCAAUGCCAAUUCCAACACCACUUAUCAUGUCAGAUUACCAAGAACCUCUUAAACCAAAGGUGAAAUGA
Messenger RNA from Saimiri boliviensis boliviensis (Bolivian squirrel monkey), 264 nucleotides. Its product is annotated as beta-defensin 109. The record is from RefSeq and is a predicted model, not a curated record. NCBI's taxonomy places the organism in Eukaryota, Metazoa, Chordata, Mammalia, Primates, Cebidae. Gene Ontology annotation, molecular function: chemoattractant activity; CCR6 chemokine receptor binding. Gene Ontology annotation, biological process: defense response to bacterium; cell chemotaxis.